ACUGAGUCACAACUCGGCUCACUCAACAUUGAAAAGUCAGCGAUAAAUCACCACCACCACCUCCAUUGGAGAAAAGAUGCUUCGCCGUUUGGGUCUAUCUCUCUGACACGCGGCGGUUUGGGCCGGUUGUUUUUGGGCCCAAUGUCGAGCAGUAUAAUAAUGAGAAGCAGUAGUGUUAUUGGUAUAACGCAAGAAAAGAGUGAACGUAUCGUUGUCUAGUGUCUUUCGUUCUCGUUCUCGUGUUUCUGAAGAUGGCGCUAACAAUACUACCAGAAAGAUUCCCAAUUGGUCUACGGGUUCUCGCCCUUGAUGUUGACACAACUCACCAUCCCAUCCUUCACGCAAUGGGUAAUCGAUUUCAAUACCAAGUCAUGUCUUCUCAUUACUCUACCAAUUCUGUCAUGGAGGCUAUCACAAAAGGGGCUUCUGAUUAUUGGAUUAAGCCAUUGGAAGAACGACACUUCCAGACUAUGUGGAAGCAUGUCGUAAAAGACAUCUUCCAUAUGAACAACAAAAGGGGAAGAGAACAAGUCGAUGUUCCAAAACAAACAAUUGAUGAAAACCAUAAUCAUAAUGAUGAUUAUCCAUCCCCUUCACCAAGUUGCUCACUGGAGUUGCCUAUGAGACAAAGUAGACUUCAUAUUGAUGAGCUCCAUCGAUAA
Messenger RNA from Cicer arietinum (chickpea), 662 nucleotides. The record is from RefSeq and is a predicted model, not a curated record. NCBI's taxonomy places the organism in Eukaryota, Viridiplantae, Streptophyta, Magnoliopsida, Fabales, Fabaceae.